AUGAUCGAAUUAGCACCACAAAUCUAUCAGUUUUUCUUUCAAAAUGAAACUGAUUUAACACGAGUUCUUCAGAGUUCACCAUGGCUGUUCCAUAAUGAAUGGUUACUACUUUCUAGAUGGAUCAGAAAUUUCAACGUUAACACACCAGCCUUCAAUAGUGUAGAACUCAAAUUACAACUCUGGAACCUGCUAGAACAUUGCAAAACCACCACACUAGGAACCAAAAUUGCUGAACGCCUUGGUAAAGUGAAGGAGUGUAAAAUGUUUACGGCAAAACCAGGUCGAAGUAGUUUCUUGAAAGCCACAAUACGUAUGGACAUAUUGAAACCAAUCAAAAGUGGGGUAUUCAUGGGAAAUAAGAUUAACGGUCGUACUUGGAUUAAGUUCUGCUAUGAACGGCUGCCCACUUUUUGCUACUAUUGUGGUCUAAUUGGUCAUAAUGAAAAUAAUUGUGCCCAGGCAGAUCUUAAGGAUCCAAAUCAACCCGACAAAAAGGAGUUUGGACCAUGGAUACGAGCUAAUACAAUUGGAUCUAUAGUGGAACAUCGGGAAACAGAAGAAGAUUUUCAAGGAGAUGGGCGUUUUGAUCAAAAAAUAGGUAGGGCUGAUGUUUUAGAAGGAUUUGCAAAGCUAUUUGUGAAAGAUACUAGGGAUUCUGCUCUAUCAGGACAAGUAGACACCAUAAGGGGAUGA
This is a messenger RNA of Arachis stenosperma, 693 nucleotides long. RefSeq lists its product as uncharacterized. Lineage: Eukaryota; Viridiplantae; Streptophyta; Magnoliopsida; Fabales; Fabaceae. The transcript has a single exon. The coding region runs from base 1 to 693 and encodes 230 amino acids. Gene Ontology annotation, molecular function: zinc ion binding; nucleic acid binding. The record is from RefSeq and is a predicted model, not a curated record.